This is a messenger RNA of Gracilinanus agilis (Agile Gracile Mouse Opossum), 2440 nucleotides long. RefSeq names its product carboxypeptidase X, M14 family member 2 (gene CPXM2). The transcript has 14 exons. Gene Ontology annotation, biological process: proteolysis. Lineage: Eukaryota; Metazoa; Chordata; Mammalia; Didelphimorphia; Didelphidae. Gene Ontology annotation, molecular function: zinc ion binding; metallocarboxypeptidase activity. The coding region runs from base 94 to 2379 and encodes 761 amino acids. The record is from RefSeq and is a predicted model, not a curated record.
UCAGGGUGGGCUGCUGGGGGCAUCAGGCAAGUUUUGGUUUGCUGUGCUUUGCCUUUUUAAGGGAGUUUGGGGAGAGAGAAGGGAAGUUUGAGGAUGAUGAGGGCAAGGGGCGCUUGGGCAUCUCCUCUGGUGGUUGUCCUCUGGGUAUUGAGCCUGACUUUCAUCGGGGAAGGGGCUCAGGGGCGAACCCUGGAAGAUCAGGAUUAUUACAUUCAAGAGAUCCUGAAUCGGGGUCAUUACUAUGCCUUCCCGGAGCCCGAGGAGGAGACUGCCACAGAGCAGCCCAGAGAGGAAAUGGAGGAACUGGGGCGCCCUGAAGAGAGGAGGCAGACCCCUAAAUUCAAACCAGCCAAGAAAGACCUAAAGCCGAAGAAAGCAAAGAAAGAAAAACUGAUGCUCGAGACGCCUCCAGGCAAAAAUGGCAAUAAGAAAAGUGAAAAGAACAGAAGUCAUGACAAAGUUUCAAAUGGAGAAAAUGAAUCCCAAAAUGUUUCUGAAGACGUCAGAGAAAGUUGUCCUCCUCUGGGAUUGGAGACAUUAAAAAUCACGGACUUUCAGCUGCAUGCCUCAACAGUUAAGCGAUACGGCCUGGGGGCUCACAGAGGCAGGCUCAACAUUCAGGCAGGUAUUAAUGAAAAUGACUUUUAUGAUGGAGCUUGGUGUGCAGGAAGAAAUGACCUUCACCAGUGGAUUGAAGUCGAUGCCAGGAGGUUGACAAAGUUCACAGGUGUCAUCACCCAAGGCAGGAAUUCGCUGUGGUUGAGUGACUGGGUGACAUCUUACAAGGUGAUGGUAAGCAAUGACAGUCAUACCUGGAUCACUGUUAAGAAUGGAUCAGGAGAUGUGAUAUUUGAAGGAAACAGUGAAAAAGAAAUCCCAGUCCUCAACGAACUUCCAGUUCCAGUGGUGGCCCGUUAUAUCCGCAUAAACCCUCGGUCAUGGUUUGAUAAUGGGAGCAUCUGCUUAAGGCUAGAAAUUCUAGGCUGUCCAUUACCUGAUCCCAAUAACUACUAUCACAGAAGGAAUGAAAUGACAACUACAGAUGACUUGGAUUUUAAGCAUCACAACUACAAAGAAAUGAGACAGUUGAUGAAGAUUGUGAAUGAAAUGUGUCCAAAUAUCACAAGGAUUUACAAUAUUGGCAAAAGCCACCAAGGACUGAAGUUAUAUGCGGUGGAAAUCUCUGACAACCCGGGAGAACAUGAAGUUGGUGAACCAGAAUUCCGCUAUAUAGCAGGGGCGCAUGGGAAUGAGGUGCUUGGACGAGAGCUCAUGCUUUUAUUGAUGCAGUUUCUGUGCCAAGAAUAUAGGGCUGGGAACACACGGAUCGUCCGACUCAUUGAAGACACCAGGAUUCAUCUUCUUCCUUCUGCCAAUCCAGACGGUUAUGAGAAAGCUUAUGAAGUGGGCUCUGAAUUGGGAGGAUGGUCUCUGGGACGUUGGACCCAUGAUGGUAUUGAUAUCAACAACAAUUUUCCAGAUUUAAAUACUCUGCUUUGGGAAGCUGAGGAUCGUCGGAAUUUUCCAAGAAAGGUCCCCAAUCACUACAUUCCAAUACCUGACUGGUUUCUAUCUGAAAAUGCUACGGUGGCAGUUGAGACAAGGGCAAUAAUAGCCUGGAUGGAAAAAAUUCCAUUUGUGCUGGGAGGUAAUUUGCAAGGAGGAGAAUUGGUGGUGGCAUAUCCAUAUGAUAUGGUCAGAUCAUUAUGGAAGACCCAGGAGCAGACACCUACCCCUGAUGAUCACGUAUUCCGAUGGUUAGCCUAUUCCUAUGCAUCAACCCACCGACUCAUGACAGAUGCCCGGAGAAGAGUCUGCCACACUGAAGAUUUUCAGAAAGAGGAUGGGACUGUGAAUGGAGCUUCUUGGCAUACUGUUGCUGGAAGUCUGAAUGAUUUUAGUUACCUUCACACAAAUUGUUUUGAGCUGUCAAUAUAUGUGGGCUGUGAUAAAUAUCCUCAUGAAAGUGACCUACCUGAAGAAUGGGAGAAUAAUCGUGAAUCUUUGAUAGUGUUUAUGGAACAGGUGCAUCGUGGUAUCAAAGGCAUAGUAAGAGACACACAUGGUAAAGGAAUUCCAAAUGCUAUCAUUUCUGUGGAAGGUGUCAACCAUGAUAUUCGAACAGCCAACGAUGGAGAUUAUUGGCGUCUCCUAAAUCCCGGAGAAUAUGUAGUCACUGCCAGGGCAGAAGGCUUUACCUCUUCAACGAAGAACUGUGCCGUGGGUUAUGACAUGGGAGCCACUCGGUGUGACUUUACAAUCAGCAAGACCAACCUUGCAAGGAUUAGAGAAAUCAUGGAGAAAUUUGGAAAGCAGCCGAUCAGCCUACCAGUCAGGCGCUUGAAGCUGAGAGCCAGGCAAAGGCGGCAGCGGAGAUAAUACCCUGACAGAUGGGUUUAUAAGUCCUGUUUAAAUCAAAACCAAUUAUAUUAGUAGCUAC